GAGUGCCUGGAAGGCGAUGAGGAGGAAGAGCCUCCCAAGAAGAAGGCUCCACAGGUCAAGUCCCGAAAGCCCAGAAAGGCUGAGGCGCUUGUCGCUGAAGGCUUGGACGAAGAGGAAGAACCCCCCAAGAAGGCUCCAAAGGUCAAGUCCCGAAAGUCCAGAAAGGCUGAGGCGAUUGUCGCUGAAGGCUUGGACGAAGAGGAAGAACCCCCCAAGAAGGCUCCGAAGGUCAAGUCCCGAAAGCCCAGAAAGGCUGAGGCGCUUGUCGCUGAAGGCUUGGACGAAGAGGAAGAGCCUCCCAAGGUUCGAAAGGUCAAGUCCCGAAAGUCCAGAAAGGCUGAGGCGAUUGUCGCUGAAAGCUUGGGCAAGAAGGAGUCUCCGAAGAAGGUGCCGAAGCUUAAUCCCCGAAAGUCUAUCAAGGCUGACGGGGUUGUCGCUGACGGUGAGGGCGCGGAGGUGCACGAGCCCCGGUACGUGGACCCGCGCGCCUUGCUGGCGGGCAACCUGACGAGCCGCAGGUACCGGUCGGAGGGCCGGCACCUUCAAGAGGAACGGGACUGGUUUGUGAGCGGUGCUUACGACGGCCCGAUUCCUCUUCGGGACGCUAGCCUAUCGGACGCAAUGGCGGGAACCUACUUUGAUCGGUUCCUUGGCCUCGUCCGCUUUGUGGACGAUUACCAUGAAGGCGAGACCACGUCCACGGUGUGGGAGUACCUGGACUUGGAAAAUGUUGCCCCGUGGCUCAACCACUACGUGGAAAACCCCCGGUUUGUGAAAAAGGUUGGAGGGUAUGUGCCGUAUACGACAGCAUACCUCAACUCCCUGAUCCGGGCGGUCCGCGCAGUGGGGAAGGUCUUUGUGGGCGACCCCCAGAAUGAUUGGGAGGCCCACGAAUGGUUCGAGGGCAUAAGGCGGCUGGCGGAGAAGGAUAUCUUGCUGGCAGAAGAGGAAGAGGAAGGCGAAGACGGAGACGGAGCUUUGCUUUUCCUCCCAAAAGAGGAGAAAGACCUGGACUUUCUUCUGGCCAAGCUCCGCGUGUUCGAAGAGGCCAUGCGCAAGAAGGAAAAGGAUGUGUCUGAGCUUGGCAAACGCUCCGACAAAGUUGCGGGCAAGCAGCGGUAUGAGCUUGCGCGUAUGAAGCAGGCCCACUUGGCCAGUUGCCUUUUGCUCUGGCACAACGGCCGGCUUUCCGACAUCAAGGACGCAGUCUUGAACUGGGAUGUCCGCAAGCUCCGCACCGGGGGCGGCAUCGUGUGGGUCAUGGACCCGGUAGAGUUCAAGACGAAGUGGCGCACCCUGGAGGCCGACCUCCGAGAGGAUCCGGGCAAGUUUCUCCACGAGAAGCUUGGCAAAGCCUUGACGGAGUACUUGAAGCGGCACCGCCCUGUCCUCAUGAAGUCGCUUGGCCCACGGGCCAAGCACAACGUCACCUUCACCGAUGAACUUCACGGCGAAGGGGCGUCAUCUUGCCUAACCCUCUUCCCGGGGUACUGGCCCAAGGAGCAGUCUCGCACUUUCGUCCAACACACCUUCAAUAAGGUGCUUGGAUGCAGCGAGCGGGUUGUGCGGAAGGCUGUCAGCAAGGCCAUCACCCGGCCCUUGCUCCAGGAGUAUGGCGUUGACGACGUUGCCCUGUGGCAGAACCUGCACCACUCCCGCGAAGUCCAUGAGCGAGACUACGCCCGAGGACAACGGAACAAACUCAAUGUCUUGCAGGGCAAGCUGUUCCGCUGGGACUGA
Effrenium voratum is the source of this 1740-nucleotide messenger RNA. The record is from the annotation of a GenBank genome assembly. Lineage: Eukaryota; Dinophyceae; Suessiales; Symbiodiniaceae.